Syngnathoides biaculeatus (alligator pipefish) is the source of this 1411-nucleotide messenger RNA. RefSeq names its product cyclin J (gene ccnj). Gene Ontology annotation, cellular component: nucleus; cytoplasm; cyclin-dependent protein kinase holoenzyme complex. Gene Ontology annotation, biological process: mitotic cell cycle phase transition; regulation of cyclin-dependent protein serine/threonine kinase activity. The record is from RefSeq and is a predicted model, not a curated record. NCBI's taxonomy places the organism in Eukaryota, Metazoa, Chordata, Actinopteri, Syngnathiformes, Syngnathidae. Gene Ontology annotation, molecular function: cyclin-dependent protein serine/threonine kinase regulator activity.
AAAAAAAACCCCAUUUUGUGAUCGAAUAGUAUGUUUGGAUUUGGUAUGACAUUCACAUUUUUUUUUUAUCGUUAGCGAUGUAGAAAUAUACUUGAGACCAUCCAUUGUGGCGUGUUUCUGUUUGUAAUUGACGGUGACAUUUCCUUGGGGCGUUGAAGGCCGCAACUGGGUUCGUGUGCUGGUUGGACAGGAUGAAGCCGCAAUCACUGUCAGAUUCCGACGAGUGCGUUGAGGUAGUUUAACACAUUAGAACUUACUUCGCCCAAAACGGCCCACUACAUUCCAUUCAUGUGCUCACUAGACGUUUCCAAAGACCCCGUGUUAAAUGGAGUUGGAGGACCAAUGGUGGAAAGGACAACUGGCUACCGAUAUCUACCAGGCGUUGCGCUCCAAUGAGCUCAAGCUGCCCUCCUUCAAAGGCCAGUCCCCUCAGCUCAAAGUGAGGCGAUACUUUGCAGACCUCAUAGCCAUCAUCAGCAACCACUUCCGGCUGUGUGCCACGGCUAGACAUCUUGCUGUCUACCUUCUGGACCUCUUCAUGGACCGCUACGAUGUCACGGUGCAGCAGCUUCACAUAGUCUCGCUCUCAUGUCUGCUUUUGGCUAGUAAAUUUGAGGAACGGGAAGACAAGGUUCCGAAAUUGGAGACUCUGAACAGCUUGGGAUCCAUGAGCUCCAUGAACAUAGUUUUGACCAAGCAGGCUCUACUACACAUGGAGCUUUUCGUGCUAGAAACUUUCCAGUGGAACCUGUUCCUCCCCACAGCAGCUCAUUUUAUAGAAUACGACCUUUCUAUUGCAGUCCAUGAGGGAGAUCUCCACGAUGGCUGGCCUAUGACCUGUCUAGAGAAAACUAAACUCUACAUGACCAAGUAUGCUGAUUACUUUCUGGAAGUCUCCUUGCAAGAUCACGUGUUUUUAUGUUUUGCACCCUCUCUGGUGGCUGCUGCAUGCGUGGCUGCCUCACGCCUCAUCCUGCAUGUAUCCCCUACAUGGCCCCCCCGAUUGCAGAGGCUCACAGGCUAUACAUGGGAGAAGUUAGUCCCAUGUGUUGAGAAACUCCUCAUUGCACAUGAUAGUGAUGUCAAAGAGGCCAAUAAGCAGAAGUGCCCGCAGCCACAGCAGCAAGGUCAGACAGUGUACCACAGUUCGAGCCAGGCAGCCACUGUGGCCCAGUACCUGCACCGGCCCAGCAUGCAAUACACCCAGCAAGCUACACAGCCAGUUGUACCCCCGGACCACAGGCCUGCCUCAUAUCUAGCCCAUACUGCCACCACCCUGCAGGUCCAAAAUGGUCCCCUGGAGGGCAGUAUUCAAGUCGUCAAUGCUUCAUUGGAAGCAAAGUGAAACCUUACUAAUAGGACUUACCAAAUUGGCAUGCACUAGAGUUGUGCGCCAUGCCUUUACAGAUAA